This is a messenger RNA of Drosophila persimilis, 835 nucleotides long. RefSeq names its product glutathione S-transferase 1 (gene GstE11). Lineage: Eukaryota; Metazoa; Arthropoda; Insecta; Diptera; Drosophilidae. The record is from RefSeq and is a predicted model, not a curated record. The transcript is spliced from 3 exons. Gene Ontology annotation, molecular function: glutathione transferase activity. The coding region runs from base 73 to 753 and encodes 226 amino acids. Gene Ontology annotation, biological process: glutathione metabolic process.
UGAAAGCUCCAGCGAUCAAUGUGAUGUGUCGUUCUCUUUUCAUUCGCUAAUCUGAGUUUAAUAAAGCCAAAAAUGUCAGACAAACCCGUUCUCUACUACACACCCCGCAGUCCCCCUUGCCGAGCCGUGCUGCUGACAGCCGCCGCCUUGGGGCUGGAGCUGGAUUUACGCGCUGUUAAUGUAAAGGCGGGAGAGCACCUGACGGCGGAGUUUCUCAAGCUAAAUCCGCAGCACACGAUUCCGGUUCUAGACGACAACGGCACCGUGGUGAGCGACUCGCACAUCAUCUGCAGCUAUCUGGCGGACAAGUUCGGAGGCGCAAGCGACUCCCUGUACCCGAGGGACCCCGCACAGCGGCGCACAGUGGACGCGCGUCUCUACUACGACUGCGGGCACAUCUUUCCCCGCAUCCGGUUCAUCGUGGAGCCCGUUAUCUACUUUGGGGUAUCCGAUGUGCCCGCCGACCGCGUCGUCUAUCUGCAGAAGGCCUACGACGGCCUCGAACACUGCCUGGCUAGCGGCCCCUACCUGGCUGGCGACAAACUGACCAUCGCGGACCUGUGCUGCAUUGCCUCGGUGUCAACGGCCGAGGCGUUCGCCCCCCUCGAGGCGGCCAAGUAUCCCCUCCUCGCUGAGUGGGUGAAGCGCCUGCAGGCCCUGCCCUACUACCAAAAAAGCAAUCAGGAAGGUUUGGACUUGCUGGUGAAUCUGGUCAAGGGCCUGCUCGCGGAGCGUCAACAGAAGCAUACUUGAGUAGUCCAUCCAGAACAAUCAAUCAAUAUUAAAUGUAAUAAAAGCGGAGGCCAUGCAUCAUGCUCCUAUCAGCACACAACAA